AGGAGGGGAACGGCGUUGGAGGCUGCCAUGGGAGCCCGGUACAACGUGUUUUGGCAGCGCUGGGAGUGGGGAUGUGGUGUGGUGACCGUGUGCAUGCAUGAUCGGAAAACGUAGCAAACAUGAAACCGUGACUGGAGUGAAACUGUGACAUGGUUUGACAAUGAAAAGGUGAAAUGAACGAGCUGGUACAGGGGCAGCCGUGAGGCCCUGUGCUGUACCGUAUGACAAGACUCACAGUUUAACGGGCAAAACGGGACCCGCAAGGAACCAGGUGAAGUCGGACGGAUGGAACCGGAAAGCUCCAAAUCCUGGACCCGCAAGCAAUGAACCUCAGAAGAAAAACAGCAACUCGGCAGCAGAAACUGAGUGAUGUGCCCAUUGGACUGAUUCCUUGAGCGGUCUCAUCUUUGUUUCCACCUGAAAGAAGUCCUGGGCAUUGAAGAUCCAGGGUGGGGGUCUGUCCCUCUACAUGUCUGUCCAACCAGUGGACAUCGGAAUGAACCUUCCAACCCAGUCUGAUGGUGUUAAGGGGCGAGAGCCAGCGUUGGAGCUCCUCAGCCGGGCACAGGGGCAUGCGAUGCCCGCUGCAGCAGUGGAGGUUACCCCUCUACUUUCUGCAACAGUGCCCUCUCCAAACAGCCUCCCCCCAAGUCCCGGGGAGUUGACACAAGAGUCACGGGCAACAAGUGGUCCCGGAGUGCCCAUGGACACCUUGAGUCGGGAGCAGCAGCUUCAGCAGCAACUUCUUCUCCUUAAACAACAACAGCAACUUCAGAAACAACUUCUUUUUGCCGAAUUCCAAAAACAACAUGAAAAUCUGACAAGACAGCAUGAGGUCCAGAUCCAGAAACACCUCAAGCAACAGCAGGAGAUCCUGGCGGCCAAGAGACAACAAGAGUUGGAGCAACAGAGGAAAAGAGAGAGGCAGAGACAGGAGGAAGCUGAGAAGCAGAGGCUGGAACAGCAACUUCUUAUACUGAGGAACAAGGAGAAGAGCAAAGAAAGUGCCAUAGCCAGCACAGAAGUAAAGCUGAAGCUUCAGGAAUUUCUGCUCAGCAAAUCUAAGGAGGUACCAGGCAGUGCAAACCAUUCCAUCUUACAGCACCCCAAAUGUUGGGGAACUCACCAUACCUCACUGGACCACAGUUCCCCACCUCAGGCUGGGUCUCCAGCUACACCUCCUUCAUACAAGAUGCCUCUUCUGGGAACCUGUGAUGGCCGAGAUGACUUUCCCCUCCGCAAGACUGCUUCGGAACCAAAUUUGAAGGUUCGCUCACGGUUAAAGCAGAAGGUUGCAGAAAGGCGCAGUAGUCCUCUUCUCCGUAGGAAGGAUGGAACGGUCAUCAGUGCUUUCAAAAAGAGGGCUAUUGAAAUUCAGGUUUCUUCUGUAUGUAAUAGUGCCCCCGGAUCAGGACCUAGCUCUCCAAACAGCUCGAAUAGUGCCAUCUGUGAGAAUGGGCUGACAGGGAGUGUGCCUAAUAUUCCCAGUGAGAUGCUUCCUCAGCAGAGAGUUCUCACCCUCGAUGGAACGGGAGGGCCACUGGGGCUAUACACAUCUCCCUCACUACCCAAUAUCUGUCUGCAGGGAAGUGCCAGCAACCUCAGUGGCCAGUUCACCCCUCAGGAGGGAGCAGAGCGCCAAAGUCUACGACCUGGUGGACCUUUCCUCAACACCAGCUCACUCUCCACACUGGAUGGAGGGGAGAUAACCCUGGGGGCUCCUUCUCUCCUGCAGCAUGUACUGUUAUUGGAGCAAGCCAGGCAACAGAGUGCCCUUAUAACAGUUCCACUCCAUGGCCAGUCACCCCUGGUUGGGGGAGAACGUGUGUCCACUUCCCUUCGCACAGUUACAAAGGGCCCACGACAUCGUCCCCUGAGCCGCACACAGUCCUCCCCUCUCCCACAAAGCCCCCAAGCUCUCCAACAACUGGUCCUUCAACACCAGCACUAUCUUGACCAACAACAGCUCAGCAAAACCGUGGAAGGAAUACGCCAGCCACCGACCCAUCCUGAAGAAACAGAGGAGGAAUUGACAGAACAAGAUAGUCGUGAGAGGUGUCGGGCCAUCUUCACCCUGGAUGGAGGAACAGAGAGUGAAGAGACACAAGAAGAGGAAGAAGGAGUGGAGGAUGAGGAUGAUGAUAGUGAGGGACGGACCAAUGGUUCAGAACAUGCAUUUAAAAAGAUGUUCCCAGACACCCCUUCUCUGUAUCAGGGUUCCCUUCCUCAUUCAGCUUUAAGUCGCACACAAUCCUCUCCUGCAGCGCCGCUCAGCUCCGAGUCACGACGCAGAGUUCUCAGCACCACAGGUUUAGUCUACGACACUCUGAUGCUCAAACACCAGUGUACGUGUGGGGAUACCAAUAACCACCCAGAACAUGCUGGGAGAAUACAGAGUAUCUGGUCCCGUCUACAGGAGACUGGUCUACUAAGCAAAUGCCAGCGCGUGCGGGGCAGGAAGGCCACGCUGGACGAGAUUCAAACUGUACAUACAGAGCACCACACCCUCCUGUAUGGGACCAGCCCGCAAAGCCGCCACAAACUGGAGAGCAAGAACCUACUGGGGCCACUCUCCCAGAAGAUGUAUGCAGUGCUCCCUUGUGGUGGCAUCGGGGUGGAUAGUGACACAGUAUGGAAUGAGCUCCAUUCUCCUGCUGCUGUCAGAACAGCUGUAGGAUCUUUGCUUGAGAUGACAUUUAAAGUAGCAUCUGGAGAACUAAAGAAUGGAUUUGCAGUAAUCCGUCCACCUGGACACCAUGCAGAAGAGUCCGUUGCCAUGGGUUUCUGUUUUUUCAACUCUGUAGCCAUUGCUGCCAAACUUCUCCGUCAAAAGAUGAACAUUGGUCGUAUCCUUAUAGUUGACUGGGAUAUUCACCAUGGCAAUGGAACCCAACAAGCCUUUUACAGUGACCCCAAUGUCCUGUAUGUGUCUCUCCACCGUUACGAUGACGGGAACUUUUUCCCUGGCAGUGGCUCUCCAGAAGAGGUGGGUGCCGGCAGUGGGGUUGGAUUUAAUGUGAACAUUGCAUGGACAGGAGGAGUGGAGCCACCUCUGGGGGAUGCUGAGUACCUGGCUGCUUUUAGGUUGGUGGUCAUGCCUAUUGCUCAGGAGUUCAAUCCAGACCUUGUCCUUGUCUCUGCUGGGUUUGAUGCAGUGGAGGGUCACCAAAGCCCACUUGGCGGCUACUCUGUUACAGCAAAAUGUUUUGGACACCUCACUACACAGUUGAUGUCUCUGGCGGGGGGUAAGGUUGUCAUGGCUUUAGAAGGAGGACACAACCUAACUGCCAUCUGUGAUGCCUCUGAGGCUUGUGUGUCUGCACUUCUGGGCAUGGAGCCUGCACCAUUUGAUAACAGUGUCAUGCAGCAGAGACCCAACGCCAACGCAGUGACCACUCUAGAGAAAGUCAUCACUAUCCAGAGCAAGCAUUGGAGCUCCUUAAAAAACAUUGCUCUCAGCCACUCCAUCUUGGAAGCACAACGAGGUGAGGUGGAGGAGGCAGAAACUGUUAUCGCCUUGGCAUCAUUAUCCGUAGAUACAGAGCAAAGCAAUACAGACUGUAUCUCCAGACCAUUGGAAGAGCCCAUGGAGGAUGAGCCGGUGGCCUAAUCCCCUUCUUGGGGACUCCACACACCACAAUCCUUUUUUUAUUUUCCUUUCUUAGUUUUUGUUAUGGUGAUCGGUUUAUUUUUUCUAUUAAAACCAAGAAACAGACAAAAAAAAAAAAACGAAAGAAAAAAACAAACAAAAAAAAAAACGCCAGAAAACUCAAUGGGUCAGAUGUCAUGUGUCCCAGUGGGCAAGACUAGCACACCCUCCCUCCCUAUCCUCGGGACCCCUCACUUACACACCAUGCUCGGUCUGGUCUCCUCACUAAAUGCUACUGCCAAUGUCUCAUUGAUCUGUGCCUCGUACAUCACCAAUGCACGCAUAAGGUCCCUUUAAUUGUGCCACAAAUCUCAGAGUGUACCCAUCACCUAUCCAGUCAGCCAUGUUGUGGUCCGAACUGACUGAGGACUAGGAGCCAAGGAAGCAGCUUGAUGAAUAUUGUUUGCCUCACAAAAUGGUUACUUCCAAUGGGUUCAGGCAACAUAUGCACUUUAUUGACACCCCCUCCCCCCGAUCGGUUCUGACAUUUAUUCUAUCAAGACAAAAAAAAAAGGGAUACUAUUUUUUGUAGACUCCUGAAAAUCCCCAUUUGCGAGAGUACCAAUAUUUAAAAUGAGCUUCCUCAGGGUUUGGAGAGAUUGCUGCUUAAACACAGGUAUUCCUAACCUUAAAGGGGUUGGCCAGUUUCCUAUAUCGUGGACUUAUCCUGAGGAUAGGUCAUCAAUAUAGGAAACUGGCCAAACCCUUUAAAUGUGAAGGUACACGUGAAUUAAUAGAAACUGCGAUAAAUAUGAGAGCCUAUAGGCCUCAUCUAAACAGCCAAAAUGCUGCCUUGUUGACCAUAGCAACCAAUGACAUUUCAGCUUUAAUUUUCUAACCUGCACUGGGAAAAUGUAAGCUGAAAUCCCAUUGGUUGCUAUUGGCAACAGCUGCUCUGCACCAGUUUAUAUAAAUGAGACCUAUCUUGUAGAUUGGGAUUUAUAAUACUGGCGUAUGAGGAUGCGUGGAAGUCGUUCAGGACAGUCUUUACUUGCUUUUUUAUGCCAAGAAUAGCAUACACUGCAGCACUGUUCUUGCCAUGGAAAUGCAUUAAAAGAUCUAUUAGAAGUCAAUUGGAUCCAUCAGAGUUUGUUCAGAACCAUGUGGAAAUGGAUCCAGCAGAAUUGUCAUGACUCUGCUAGGUUGGAUUCACACACUGGGGAAGAUUUAUCAAAACUGGUGUAAAGGAAAACUGACUUGG
Messenger RNA from Bufo gargarizans (Asiatic toad), 4850 nucleotides. It is a transcript of the gene HDAC5, whose product is annotated as histone deacetylase 5. Gene Ontology annotation, cellular component: histone deacetylase complex. Bases 470 to 3610 code for a protein of 1046 amino acids. NCBI's taxonomy places the organism in Eukaryota, Metazoa, Chordata, Amphibia, Anura, Bufonidae. Gene Ontology annotation, biological process: chromatin organization; negative regulation of transcription by RNA polymerase II. The record is from RefSeq and is a predicted model, not a curated record. Gene Ontology annotation, molecular function: histone deacetylase activity. The transcript has 27 exons.